This is a messenger RNA of Hemibagrus wyckioides, 2781 nucleotides long. It is a transcript of the gene lg05h1orf174, whose product is annotated as linkage group 05 C1orf174 homolog. Bases 427 to 858 code for a protein of 143 amino acids. Lineage: Eukaryota; Metazoa; Chordata; Actinopteri; Siluriformes; Bagridae. The transcript has 2 exons. The record is from RefSeq and is a predicted model, not a curated record.
GACACAUGACUACUAUAUGAGAGGCUGUGAUGCGAGUUAAAGAGCUGUAUCGAGUUCAGUUACAUUCUCUAAAACGGGUUAAAUAGAGUCGCCAAAUCAAGCGACGAAGUCUCUUAGUUGGCAACACUGAGAAAAUAGUGUACUGUCUCUUUAAACUGUCUCGAUGUGAAAAGUUCAUGCUAGGUUAGAGUCAAAGCCGAGCAGCCCUCCUCCUCCUCUUUCCCCCCUCCGCAGUCUUUCCGCUCGAGCAGCGCGGACACUGAUACGAGUUACCACCAUGUAAACACUCCUCAAACCUUUCUGAUAAUUCUUUAUCGAGCAGCGGCAGUGGCUGAAGAAGAAGAAGAAGAAGACAUCGUCGCGCCAGUUAAACUUAUCGGAGGGAGACUGAAUAUUACAGCCGUGUUGAACACACUGCAGCAGCAGAUGGCCGGCGACAGCGGCGAGAGGAAACGGCUGCCGAAGAGACCUUCAUCCGGCCACAGAGCGGAGAAAGCGAGCGGCAGUGUCACCGAGAUGGACAGGACCCAGGCCAGGCUCGUGAGCUGCACGGACCGCGGUGGCCGCAAAGAGCGGAGAGGGAAAGAAAACAGCGCGGGGAAAGCGAGCGCGUCGGCGCGCGCAAACCCGGAGAAGAUGGAGGACGCGGAGUGUUGCGGAUCCGCCGACAGGGCAGACCCCGGCCUUAUUUUCGACGAGGACAGCAACCACAUUUUCCCAGUAGAGCAGUUCUUCGGAAACCUGGAUGCAGUUCAGGAUAUUUCCCGCAGAUCUGCUGGCACAGAGGGAAUGACCAGACGAGAGUACAGGAGGCGCCAUUACUACGCCAAAGAGGACAGUGACGAGGAGCAGACAUAGCAUUCGCACGGGCUGAGUUCAAAACUUGGACACCUCCGUUGUACGUUUAUUGAAAAUUUACAAUGUCCAUUCAUCUCGAUGGCAGAAAUAACUUUCCAGAACACUUGUGUAGGUUUAUGUAGUUUUGGAGUUGUAAAGUAUAGUUUGUUUUUUUUUGUAAGCACCUCUGUGUUAUGGGCAGAGUUUUAACUAAUUUAAUGUAACUUAAGAGAAGAAAAAACUUUAAGAAGGUUUUUACUAUUUCUAUACGACAUCUGCCUGUUUUUUGUUUUUUUGUUUUUUUUUCCAUCCAAGCUCAGUUUUCAACGAGCACAACAGAUUGCUAUCAGUCAGUGUCAUUUCAGGGAUUACAGUCAUAACAGUUGUAAUCACAGUGAAGAAUGUUUUUGAGUAUUAAACCAGCUUUUCUUCUUAAUUUUUUCAGUGUUGCAGCUACAAAAGAAAAAGAAAAAAACAAUGACCUGAGGCCUUGAUAAAGAGUAGAUUAAAAAAUACAUUAGCAAAGCAUGAAACAAUGCCUUGGGCUUCUUUUUAUAUAAAGAACAAAAUGUAAUUUUGAUUUAAUGCAGUGUGUUGGUAAAAUGAGUCGGAGUAGCACUGUUACUUUGUAAAUUAACAUACUUUAUACUUGUGGAAAAAGUACAGGAGUAGUUUGGAUUGAAGGUGAAGUUUUCUGAAAGUUGAACUUGUGUGGCACAGAAGCACAAAAGUGCUGCAGAGAGAGAGAGAGAGUUUCAGAAGGUAGCUAAUCUGUAUAUAGUUGAAUUUAAAAAAAAAAAAAAAAACGUGAAAUAUUGAAGAUGAAACAUGGCUACACACACACACACGUACGCUACAUGUACACUUCCUGUGCUCAGGUUACACUCUGUGGCAUGGAUUGAUUAUUCUAAAUUACCCCUGAGUGGAAAUGUGUGUGUGCGCACGCAUGUUGCACAGUAAUGGACUGGUGUCCUGUCUAAGAUGUACUUCUGCUUCGUCCCAGUGUUCCUGGGAUAAGCUCCAGAUCCUUUCCAGAAAAAGGCACUUACUGAAUAUUUGAAUGAAUAAAUAUCAUACACAAGGCUAGUUUCAUCGUGUGUGGGUGUAAACGUGGCCAUAACUCAAAUAACCCUUAUCAAGAAAGAUGCAUUUAAGCUACAACCAUAAAGUUUUGGUAUAUGUAAUUCAUUAGCAUAGCUGUACAUAAAAUAGCUUUGCAUACCAUUAUGAAGCACGUAAGUGAGGAACGUUAUUGGUCGCCGCAGUCUUUGUGUAGACAGACUGAGAGGUGAUGAGACAAACUUAACAAGGACAGGAGGAUGGUUUUACAUGAUCGUCAUGUAAUGUCAGUUAAGUGCCUCAGUCAUUGUGUUAACUUUUUAGUAAAGACAAAUAUUGCAUAUUGCCGUUUGUUAAAUACUAGUUUUCUCCUGUGUAAUAUCCUUUUUUUUUGCUCAUUUACAUGCUUAAUUAUAUAUUUGUGUAUAUAUUUAUAUGUAAUCAAGUAAAUGUUUGAAUUAAAUUGUAAAUCUGAAAUUGCCAAGAGAUUAUAUAUAUAUAUAUAUAUAUUAUAUAUAUAUAUUAUAAUAUAUAUAAUAUGUAUGUAUAUAUAUAUAUAUAUGUAGUUCGGUUGUAUGAAAUAUUUGCACUAACUUUAUAUACAAACAUGUGACUUGUAAAAUUUUAUACUCACUGUAUAAAUUAUUAGGUAAAUUCUUAUCCGUCUUGGUUUACAAUGACUACUCUAUUUUUGUAUUAAAAAGACAAAACCUUACCUUAUAAUUUUGUUAUCAAAUGCUGUUUACACAAAUGUUAAUAUUUAAUGUUAAGAACAGUCUGUAUUACACCAUUUCACACAAAAUACAAUACUCCGUCCAGACACGGUAAAUGUUUAUUGAUUUGAGAACAGCAUGAAAUUAAAUGGAAUUGUUGUGGCUUAUGAAA